AUGAACUUGAAACAUCGUAGCAAGCUUUCUUUUAGCGUAGCUAUCUUUUUCUUGAAGUCCGUCGGUUAUUGGUCGACCACUACCCGCGUCGAAGGAUGGAUAAACGAGGCCAUGGUUUUCUUUUCCAUGUUGUCAGUUACGUUCCUCAUGUUCGUUCAAACCAGAGGUCUCUAUUUCUACUGGGGAAAUCUCGCUAUGGCCACUUACAUGGGGGUCAAUAUUUUGACACUGGUCAUGGACGCAUUCAAAAUGAUUACAUUAUUUAUACAUAAGAAGAAAUUCUUCAAAUUAAUCGCGCACAUGAAAGAACAUUUCUGGCACGAAAAUUACAAUCAGCAGGAGAGCGUGAUCGUGGAGGAUACAGAACGAUUAUGCAAAUACUUCGUGUACAUCUUUACAUUCUUUUGCCAAUCUACAGUAUUUUGCUACUGCCUCAGGCCAAUUGUGGGAAAUAUCGGAAGGAACGAAUCGGAGAGAGAGCUUAUAUUUAACAUGUGGCUGGACCUGCCGUUGUCUAUGACACCGUACUAUGAAAUUACAUUCACGAUACAAGCCGUGGCUCUGUACCAGAUUGCAGUGCUUUAUCUUUGCUUCGACAACAUAUUCUGUGUAAUGUGUCUGCACGUGGCCGGACAGUUUCGCGUGUUACAAUACAGAAUGUCCAACAUGCCGAUGGUAAAAGGCAUGAAAAAUCUGAAUGUCAAAUCCACAGCAGAGUUAUCCAAGCAAUGUCACGUCUCAUUUAUAAAUUAUAUCGAGGAACAUAAGGCCCUCAUUGAAUUCUGUGCCACGCUCGAAGAAAUAUUCCGAAAUAUUAUACUAGGACAAGUAUUCAUGUUUAGUAUUCUCAUUUGUAUUCUUGGAUAUCAGGUGAUUCUGGUGGAUUUGCCACUCAUCUGGACCAUUUCUUUCGCACUUUUCUUAUCCGCAAACAUGACUCAGCUGUGGAUGUUCACGUACAGUUGUGACUGCGUAACCCAGGAGAGCUUGAACAUUGCCGCGGCUGUGUACGCGGGACCGUGGAUUCAUUUAUCAAUGGACAAGUUUGGAGCGAUGAUACGAAAGAAUUUGGAAUUCGUAAUCAUGAGAUCGGGACGACCCAGUUCAUUGACAGCUUCUGGCUUUUUUCCCAUAUCCCUCGAAACGUACACUAAGAUUAUGAGCACUGCGAUGUCGUAUUUCACACUGUUAAAACAGAGUAGCGUGGACACAACGAAGGCGUAAUGUUUCUAGCUUUAUAUACCGAAAUAGCAAAAUGUUUUGAUAUAAUAUAAAA
Molecule: messenger RNA, 1276 nt
Organism: Ceratina calcarata
Lineage: Eukaryota; Metazoa; Arthropoda; Insecta; Hymenoptera; Apidae
Product: odorant receptor 13a-like
Exons: 6
Coding region: 1-1224 (407 amino acids)
Biological process (GO): sensory perception of smell; detection of chemical stimulus involved in sensory perception of smell
Cellular component (GO): plasma membrane
Molecular function (GO): odorant binding; olfactory receptor activity
Source: RefSeq, a predicted model, not a curated record